AUGGGCUUAUUCUUCAAUAUCUCCUUGGCCGUUUUCGCGGCCACAGGAUCAUUCCUGUUCGGCUAUGACUCUGGUGUCAUGACCGAUGUGAUCCAAUCACCGCAUUUCCUCAGCUUCUUCGAUACCUACAAAACAUCCCCUAUAAUAGGCGCGAUCAACUCCACAUUCUCCGGCGGGGCUGUAUUCGGAAGCCUUAUGGGCGGUCUCACAAUGGACCGUUUUGGUAGAAGGAAAACCAUCCUCAUCGGAGCGACCCUCGCAUGUAUCGGUGCUAUCCUUCAGAGCGCAGCGCAAGCUCUCGCGAUGAUACUUGUCGGACGUAUUCUGGCUGGUUGGGCCGUCGGCGUGCUCUCCAUGAGUGUACCUGUUUACCAGACCGAAUGCGCUCACCCAAAUAAUCGAGGAUUCAUCGUUGGUCUAGCCCAGCAAAUGAUCGGAGUGGGCUUUAUCGUAUCCACCUGGGUCGGUUAUGGUUCCAGCAAAGUCCCAAAGACAAGCUCAUUCUCUUGGCGGUUCCCUCUAGCCUUCCAGGCUCUACCGUGCGUCAUUCUGAUGGCCGGCAUCAUGUUCUUCCCCGAGUCCCCUCGGCAUCUACUGGAGAAAGACAAAGAUGAAGAGGCUAUGAGGGUGCUCCGAAAGCUGCACUUUAAUGGUCAGAAUGAAGAUUGGAUACAGUCUGAAUUCCACGAAAUUAAGACCACCAUCGCCGCUGAGAAAGCUAUCACUGCACCCGGUUGGCGCAUCAUGUUUACCGUUAAGCAAUGGCGUCUCCGUCUCAUGCACGCAACCCUCAUGCAAGUUUUUACUCAGAUGACCGGAAUCAAUGUUAUUAACUAUUACCAAACAAUCAUGUACGAACACCUUGGCAUCACAGGUGGUCGCAAUUUGUUGGUUACCGGUAUCUACAAUUGCGUUGGACCUAUAACCAAUUUUAUCUUCAUUUCGACCAUGCUGGACCGUGUUGGUAGGAAGAAACCCCUGUUGUUCGGUUCGGUUGCAAUCACAAUUGCUCUUGUAUGUGAGGCCAUUCUCAACUCUCAGAACCCUGGUGGCAAAAAGGAAGGACUGUCCAUUGGUGGCGUGUUCUUCAUAUUCCUGGUCACAGUGAUCUUCAGUGUCUCUUUCGGCCCAAUUAGCUGGGUCUACGCAAGCGAGAUCAUGCCUAUGCAAAUCAGAGCUCGCGGAAGCGCUUUUGCAACUGGGAUCGGUAACUGGCUUGUAUCCACGAUUUGGAGUCAGGUCUCGCCCAUCGGGCUGGGUGACAUUAGUUGGAAGUUUUACUUUGUGUUCGCGGCUUUCAACGUCUGCGUUACGAUUCCAACGAUUGCCUUGGCUUUCAAGGAGACGAAGAAGCUAUCUCUCGAGGAGAUCGACCUGCUCUUCUCGGAUGGCCGCGCUCUUGGAACCUUGCCGGAGAACAUCCAUGAGGUCAAGGAAGUGCCAGAGAUCUUGACCCAUCACCAAAGCAAGGUUUGA
Aplosporella prunicola CBS 121167 is the source of this 1476-nucleotide messenger RNA. RefSeq lists its product as uncharacterized. Gene Ontology annotation, biological process: transmembrane transport; carbohydrate transport. Bases 1 to 1476 code for a protein of 491 amino acids. The transcript has 11 exons. Gene Ontology annotation, molecular function: carbohydrate:proton symporter activity. The record is from RefSeq and is a predicted model, not a curated record. Lineage: Eukaryota; Fungi; Ascomycota; Dothideomycetes; Botryosphaeriales; Aplosporellaceae. Gene Ontology annotation, cellular component: membrane.